CAACAAAGGAGGCGCCUCCUCCUCCUCCUCCUUUUCCUCCUCUUGGCAAUCCCUGCCAUGGCUUCGGACUCGUGUAGAAAACCCAGGCGGAGUUGGCUUUGAGUUAAAGAGUCACACAGAGAUGUGUGAGGAGGAGGAGGAGGAGGAGGAGAAGCAGCGCCUCCGUGUGCGUUUGGCCUCUCAGUCUGGCGAGGGAGAAAAGCGCGGGGCUUUCUUGGCCAGAGGAAUGAGGGAGACACAUCCCUAGCCGGACACCCAUUCCAUGCCAUUGAGACCAAGGCGCUUUCCCUUCGGCUGACAGGAGGCUGGCAGGAGGCGUCGCUUGUUUCCUUCUCCCGUCUGUCUCGCCUCUGCUUCGGAUUGUGCCUCGACCAUGCUCUCAUCCGAGAAGGGUCUGGGAUUCGUCUCCACCGGCUUGUACCUCUGGGCCUCCUUGUUCCUCUCCUUGUGGAAAGUGUCCCAGCAAGGUGAAAACCAAAGGCGACUCUACAGAGAACUACUGAAAAACUAUAAUCGCCUGGAACGGCCUGUUAUGAAUGACUCGCAACCUCUUGUAGUAGAGCUACAGUUGUCAUUACUACAGAUAAUUGAUGUGGAUGAAAAGAAUCAGGUCUUGAUUACAAAUGCUUGGCUACAGAUGUCCUGGAUUGAUGCAUAUUUGUCAUGGGAUCAAUAUGAAUACCCAGGAGUACAGAAUUUAAGAUUCCCAUCGGAUCAGAUUUGGGUACCUGACAUUCUUCUAUACAAUAGUGCAGACGAGAGAUUUGAUGCGACAUUUCACACAAAUGUUUUGGUAAACUACUCGGGAGCUUGUCAGUAUAUACCUCCAGGGAUCUUGAAGAGCACGUGUUACAUUGAUGUCCGCUGGUUUCCUUUCGACGUGCAGAAAUGCGAUUUGAAGUUUGGCUCAUGGACGCAUAAUGGCUGGCUCCUUGAUCUACAGAUGCUUGAAGCUGAUAUUUCUAAUUACAUAUCAAACGGCGAAUGGGAUUUAGUGGGUGUCCCAGGAAAAAGAAAUGAGCUAUACUACGAAUGCUGCAAAGAGCCAUAUCCAGAUGUGACUUACACUGUGACAAUGCGCCGCCGUACCCUCUACUAUGGAUUGAAUCUGCUGAUUCCCUGUGUCCUUAUAUCAGGCUUAGCGUUGCUUGUUUUCUUGCUGCCAGCUGACUCUGGAGAGAAGAUAUCUUUGGGCAUCACCGUUCUGCUGUCCCUGACGGUUUUCAUGUUGCUUGUGGCAGAGAUAAUGCCUGCCACUUCAGAUUCGGUUCCCUUAAUAGCUCAGUAUUUUGCAAGCAUCAUGGUCAUUGUUGGCUUGUCGGUGGUGGUGACAGUCUUGGUUCUUCAGUUUCAUCAUCAUGACCCUCAAGCAGGAAAGAUGCCCCAGUGGGUCCGUGUGGUUUUGCUGAACUGGUGUGCAUGGUUUUUGAGAAUGAAAAAACCCGGCGAGAGCAUAAGGCCCCUUUCUUGCAAAUACAGCCAUUCUAGGCACCAGUCAAGUGUCAGCAGUGUAGAAAUGAACGUUUUACCUGGGCACCAAUCUAGCAAUGGCAAUGUGAUCUACAGCUACCAUGCGAUGGAAAAUCCUUGUUGCCCCCAGAACAGUGACACAGGUAACAAAAACGGGAAGGGUCCUGAAUCUUCUCUUGAAGAUAGUGAAAUUAGUCAAAGAAAAGCUUUAAUGGAUACAAUCCCAGUUAUUGUGAAAAUCCUCGAAGAAGUUCAGUUCAUUGCGGCCCGCUUCCGAAAACAGGACGAAGGGGAAGAAGUCUGCAGCGAGUGGAAAUUUGCAGCUGCUGUCAUAGACAGAUUAUGCCUCGUGGCGUUUUCCCUUUUUGCCAUCAUCUGUACACUUACAAUACUUAUGUCUGCUCCAAAUUUUAUCGAAGCUGUUACAAAAGAUUUUACAUAAGGAUCUCUGAAAUGAACAAAACCAGCUCCAAAAUGUAACUGGAGAUUAUGAACGGAUGCCAUUAAUUUUGAUAAAUGAUAAGAUAUAAAAUGGGAAAGUGUACUUUCUGCACUGAUCUCAAAGGUGGAAAGCAGUUGGAAUAAGUUUCAAUAUCAAAUUGAGUCCCCACUGUUCAAGAUGAUAGGUACAGGAUGAGGUACCUGACUCUGUCACUUGUUUCUUAAACAGUGUCUUCUUCCUGUUCUUGUGGUCAAUAUUUCUGAUAAAUAUUAGAUAAGAAACCAGAUUAUGCCACAUAAACAUUACCUAGUUACUAUUAAACUUUGUCAACUACUAGGGAAACACUAGUGAACAAUUGACUACAUUGGUAAAUCCUUCCUAGAAACAUGUUCUUUGUUAAAUGUGUCAGUUUCAGAAUUUUUGUUUUAAAUAUUUCAUUAACACAUUCAUCUAUGGUAAUGUAUCACUUCCGCCUUGAAGUACAUUGUUAGUUACAGUUUGCCAAAUGAACUGUGCAUUUUAGUUUUUAUUAUCACCGUGAUUGUUUAAAAUACUUCUCCAAUUGGUAAUAAUGUAACAUCCAUGCAACACCCUUUUUCUAAUAUGUUAUAAAAUGUUUCCUGUUGAAUAUUCAUGUUUUUCUAUUACAGGAAUUUCAGCUUCCCUUUUCCCUAACAAGAGUGUUGCAGCUCACAGUGUUACUACUCUUGCCUUCAGAUUGAUUUGUAUAUAGAUACUUAAAGUUCCCUGAAAUGCACUGCUUUAACUGAUACCGAUCCUUUUCCCUUACAAUUCCAUAGCGGUCCCAUACAUGCAUGAAACCAGCACCUGCCUCACUUGCUGGAUGGAGAACCACUCAUUAUAAAUUUAAAACCUAUUUAGAGGAGUAUCUAAACAUGCCCUGAAGCAAGGUUCAGUGUCUUUGCACUUACUGCUUUGAAUUGGAAUAUGUUUUCCCUGGGCUUCUAAUCCAUUUUACUGCAGAUUAAUAUCAUGUUUCAACAACUUCUGCUGUAAUGGGUUAAGAAGAAAUUGUAUAAUCCAUACAGAGGUUGAUAAUCAGGGAGUUCCUUCCCAAUGAAAAGUAGUUACCUAAAAAUAUAAUCUCCCCAUCUUCAAUGAGAAAUAAUGUCUCAGCAUACUGAGAUACCAAUUUGGAGUUUUGAUCAUGACAAAUCCUUAGGUACUGCCAAAAAACCCCAAAACCUUCUGUACAUUGCGUGCAGAAAAAAAUGUUUUAGUAUCAAAAAGGUGUUUGCAUCAAACUAGUUUCUGUCCACAUGAGGGUUUUUCCAAGUUCAAGGUAAAGGGUUCCCCUGACAUUAUAUCUAGCUGUGUCCAACUCUGGGGGGUGGUGCUCAUCUCUAUUUCUAAGCUGAAGAGCUGGUGUUGUCCGUAGACACCUCCACGGUCAUGUGGCCAGCAUGACUGUAUGGAGUGCUGUUACCUUCCCACAGAAGCAGUACCUGUUGAUAUACUCAAACUUGCAUGUUUUUGAACUGAUCAUUUAACAGAAGCUGGGCCUAACAGUGGGAGUUCAACCCAUUCCUGGAUUUGAACUGCCAACCUUUCAGUCAGCAAGGAGCCCCCAGUGGUGCAGUGGGUUAAACCCCUGUGCCGACAGGACUGAAGACCGACAGGUUACAGGUUCAAAUCCGGGGAGAGGCAGAUGAGCUCCCUCUAUCAGCUCCAGCACCUCAUGCGAGGACAUGAGAGAAGCCUCCCACAAGGAUGAUAAAUCAUCCGGGCGUCCCCUGGGCAACGUCCUUGCAGACAGCCAAUUCUCUCACUCCAGAAGCAAUUUGCAGUUUCUCAGGUCACUCCUGACACGACAAAAAGAAAGUCAGCAAGUUCAGCAGCUCAGCGGUUUAACCCACUGUGCCACCAGUGGGUCCCCUCUUUAAGUGUAAAAAACAUUAAAGUGUGUAAAACCCUUAUAAUUUUGGCUAGCAGACAGAAAAAAAUUGGAAUGCUUUCUUACAUACAAGCAUAAAAUACACAAAGCUCUGCAUCCCUAAUGAUAGGCCACACUUACUGACUAAGCAAUUUUCUCAGUAUCAUCUUCCUGAAUUAGGGCUACACAUGUCCUUAUAUAUAAUAAUAAACUUACCCUAAAUCACAACUUAUAUCAAUUAUCCCUUCCAAAAGAAAAUGUUACAUAUGUAUCAAUGUAUGUGAAGUAAAGGAGUAAUAUUGUAGAAUGUACAUUUUUUCAACUCUCUUGCAAGGUGCCAAGUCAUACUGAUGAUAGAAUUUCUUACAUAAAAACCCUAUAAAUACUA
Molecule: messenger RNA, 4194 nt
Organism: Anolis sagrei ordinatus
Lineage: Eukaryota; Metazoa; Chordata; Lepidosauria; Squamata; Anolidae
Product: neuronal acetylcholine receptor subunit alpha-7-like
Biological process (GO): monoatomic ion transmembrane transport; regulation of membrane potential; synaptic transmission, cholinergic
Cellular component (GO): postsynaptic membrane; neuron projection; plasma membrane
Molecular function (GO): acetylcholine binding; acetylcholine-gated monoatomic cation-selective channel activity; acetylcholine receptor activity
Source: RefSeq, a predicted model, not a curated record